Messenger RNA from Trifolium pratense (red clover), 1683 nucleotides. RefSeq names its product protein TIFY 4B-like. Lineage: Eukaryota; Viridiplantae; Streptophyta; Magnoliopsida; Fabales; Fabaceae. The record is from RefSeq and is a predicted model, not a curated record. Gene Ontology annotation, biological process: response to wounding; regulation of defense response; regulation of jasmonic acid mediated signaling pathway. Gene Ontology annotation, cellular component: nucleus. The transcript has 9 exons. Bases 228 to 1250 code for a protein of 340 amino acids.
AAGUCCUAAAAAAAGCACUCCCUACCCUUCCCAUUUGUUUCCCCCCAAAGACCCUACUGCAAACAGUACUCACACACACACCCUCCCUUCAGUUGAGUUGAGUCCUUCACUUCAACCCCUCUCUCUCUCUCACUUAAACACUCGCCACUACUCUCUCUUUCUCUAUCUCCAUCUCAUAAAUUGUAGUACAUGGUCCCAUUUACCCUUCCUUACCGGAAUCGGAAUCCAUGAACGGCGGAACCACCCUCACCUCCGUCCGAUCCAUCCUCGACAAACCCCUUAACCAGCUCACCGAAGAUGACAUUUCUCAACUCACUCGUGAAGACUGUCGCAGAUUCCUCAAAGAUAAAGGGAUGCGCAGGCCUUCCUGGAACAAAUCUCAGGCGAUCCAGCAAGUCAUUUCUCUCAAAGCACUUCUAGAACCUACCGCCGAUGAUCUCCCUGCUCCCGUCGGCGUCUCCUCCGCCAUUCACCACCAUCAUCACCACCACCCUCAACCUCCUCAGAGGAAUUUGAAUGAAGCUCCGGCGAAGGGUGCCGAUCCCGAUGAUACCGGUUUUCAUGCUGUGGAGGAUCUUAAGAAAUCCACCACUUCAACUGCUGCGGAAAAAGCUACUGAAACGAAUGAUGCCAAUGUUGUUAAACUCUCCGGGGGGUGCGCAGCUAGUGGGUCAUUUGGGCAAAUGACAAUUUUCUACUGUGGUAAAGUGAAUGUCUAUGAUGGAGUCUCACCGGAUAAGGCACAAUCAAUCAUGCAGCUUGCUGCAUGUCCAUCCUCGUUUCCUCAGGAUAAUCUUUUAAAUAAAAAUGCAGCAGUUUGGGCUUCUCCUUGCAACAUACCGAUUGAUAAGGAUGUCCUCUUUCCCAAUGACACAGCAAUCCUUCAGGUUGCUCAAACAGAUAAGAUGGUGGAAUAUCCUCUGCAAUACAGGGAGAAAGGGAUCGUAGCUCGUGAUGCUGAUGUAGAGGGUCAGGCAAGCAGAUUAGUGUCGCUGCAGCGAUAUCGUGAAAAGCGAAAGGACAGGGGAAGAUCCAAGGGCAACAAACUGACUGGCAUAACUUCAUCUAACUUUGAGAUGUAUUUGAACCUUCCAGCGAAGCUCCAUGCCUCAAAUGGUAAUUCAAGUCGUAGUAGCACUGACUCUCCACCACAGCCUAGACUGCCUCUAGUUUCCGGUGGCUCAGCUGAAAACCAGCCAAAAGUUACCCUUCCCAUUGAUUUGAAUGAUAAAGAUGUUCAAGAAUGCUAAAACUCAAGACUAGAUAGAUUGUGCAGAUUUGGAACUCGUAGAUGAUUGAAGAGAGCCAAGCCAUGGAUGUAUGACUGAAGAGAAAAUACCAUAUAGCUUCUGGGAACCUAUAAAAAAAACAUUGGGCCUAGAAUAGAGUGGUCAAUUUUUAGUAGCUUUAACUGCUGGGAAAAUUUAUUAUGUUUAGGAUAGUCUAGUGUCGCGCUGACCUGAUCAAUUUUGUAAUAACAAUCUUGUAGUUUCAUUUCAUCGUUCGGGAAUUUCUUGUUUCCGUAACUUGAGGUUUUCUGAGUUAGUAAAUUUAGCGUCAGGAGCAGCCAUUUUCCCAUGAAUGUGAUAUGUAUUGUAAAUUCAUCAUGCCGCUGCCUCUUGUUAAUUGUUAAUAGCUUUUGUGCAACCUAAACUGGACUGUUUUCUCUUGUUUUUAUUACUA